AUGAACGACAUGCUCUCACCCGACAUGAUCAGCCGGUUUCGCGACCUAAAGCUGCUGGAAGCAGGUGAAGGACCUCGACCCGAUCCACCCCAGCACGAGGAUGGACUGCCGCGUCACCAGCGUGCCCUCGGGGCACAAUCUGCCGCCACCAAGUCACAGUUUAUUCCGGCCAUCUGCAACUUUCAAACGGCUCGGAAAAUGGCACAGGAAAACCUCGAACACCAGCCGCUACCGGAUGCGGUCAUCGACAUUGCAUUCCGCAAGGCACAAGCGGCCGGUUUUCCCAACCCGGGCAUGGAACUAAGUGUCGGACCGUACGCCACAGGUGUCGGUUGCAAGAACUACAAGGCAGGUCCAACCAAAUGCACCAAGUACCGGGUGUAUCGGCCAAAGACGUGUGGCGUCAUUCCGAAGGUUCCGAGUGCGCUGGACACCUUCGAUCGGCCGGAAAGUGUCCGCGUAAAGAAGAAGGUAGGUGCGAUGGAUUUGGCCAUCGGUUGGGAAUUUCGCACCAAACACGAACCAAACGCUCAAACGUACAUGGACGGAUCGAAACCAUCGGUCGCACCACCCAUCUUUGAGGUGGUCGAACCGGCCAAGGACCUGAAUCUGCCCGCGGUGGUGCAUGCCGGCGGCGUGUUCUCCAACACCCUCGGUGAGGAGGACUUCUUCGAUCGGGACGUCAUUCGGCAGCACAAGCGCCUGGUACGGCCAACCUCCAAUCGCUGCAAAUGUGGCAACGGAUCGGCUCGUUCGUCAAAAUCUCCCAAUGCCACACGUCAGCAGCACCAGCAACAGCAGCAACAUCGCAAAAGCAGUGGCCACAGCAGUCAGGAUAGCCGCCGGGAGCAGACACAACAACGGAAACACCAGCAACCUGAGCAAUCCGGCACGACGGAGAUAAACAACAACAACCUGCCGGCGGUUCGUGGCUCAGCUCGAGGCCAUGGCAAAGAGUUGGCAGAGUUACAACGUCAUGGUGCCAGUGCCAGUUCGACAGAGCGUCGGAUGCACGAGGCUGCGGCCAAACACGCGGAACGCAUCGAACGAUUCUGUCACAAGUUCGCACCGGAGGACGAUCAUCAAUUUCCGUACAACUUUCACCAGGAGUAUCGGUGCGCGUUCAAGGCUGGCAUUCCGCAGAGCAACGUGUCGGGAACGCUGAGUAGCUUCGACACGGCACCAGGAGGACAACCGCGCAAACAAACCGACUACCGGAAGUUGCUGCACAUCCCGAAACCGCGGGAACCGUACACGAAGAAGAACUACGUGAUCGAUACGCUUGCGCCACCGUUCGCUUUUUGGAAGAAGGGUUCCGGCUAUCCGGACUACUGGCGGUUGAUCAGCGUGUACCAGCAGGCGUACAACAAACCGAUUGAGAAGCGGAAGUACCCGCUGCUGAAGACCGUGUACCAGUAA
Messenger RNA from Anopheles nili, 1419 nucleotides. RefSeq lists its product as uncharacterized. Bases 1 to 1419 code for a protein of 472 amino acids. The record is from RefSeq and is a predicted model, not a curated record. The transcript has 3 exons. NCBI's taxonomy places the organism in Eukaryota, Metazoa, Arthropoda, Insecta, Diptera, Culicidae.